Molecule: messenger RNA, 1216 nt
Organism: Coccidioides posadasii C735 delta SOWgp
Lineage: Eukaryota; Fungi; Ascomycota; Eurotiomycetes; Onygenales; Onygenaceae
Biological process (GO): tRNA 5'-leader removal
Cellular component (GO): nucleolus; multimeric ribonuclease P complex; ribonuclease MRP complex
Molecular function (GO): ribonuclease P RNA binding; ribonuclease P activity
Source: RefSeq, a predicted model, not a curated record
CGAAAAGCAGCCGCUAGAGCUUUACCUCCUAAAACCUCAAGGAUUCAAAAUUUGGACUGCACUCGUCAUCAACUCGCAAGCCUUGGAAUAGGUGCGGGUACUGAGGACUGAAUCGAGCCAACAACCCGUAUAAUCAUGGUGCGGCUGAAACACAGAUACCUCCUCGUCAACAUCCUCUAUCCCCCGACGUCCUCCAGUGCUGUGCCCGGUGCCAAACCCCGAGCUCUGGGGAAGGAUGCGCCAGAUACCCAAUUCCAUUUACAGGUCUGCCGGCCUACACCUGACGGCCUGACAGCGCAACUGUUGGCUAGAAUGAUAAGGGAGACGGUAAGUGAUAUGUUUGGAGACUGGGGCAUGGGAAGACUUGGAGGAGCGGGUGCAGGGAGUGUUAGCGUUAAAUAUCUCUCGCCGGCCACAUCCACAGCGAUAAUCCGGUGCCCGCGUGCUAGCUACCGGCUCGUUUGGGCGGCGCUUACAUAUAUGUCACGGUUACCAGAACCAAAAGAGAAAAGGCCCGGAAUUGGCAAAUCUGCGUUUCCAAGAGAUAGCUCUUUUAAGGCCCAAGAACAGCAGCUGGAUUGUGUCUUCCGGGUCGUGCGGGUAUCUGGGACGAUGAAAAAGGCGGAGCAAGAAGCAAUUCGGAGAGCGAGGUUGGAGGUUGUGAGGUUAUCGAAGAAAUGGGAGGAAGAAGGGAAGGAUGUUCUCCAAGAGAUGUUUCCAAGCGGCGCCCUCAAAGAACAUCGGAUGGGAAUAGGUGUCGAAAGUGAUGAGGAUGAAGAUGAAGAUAGCGAUGGAUAAGUCACCAGGCUAUUGUGAAUCUCUACAAGAGCUCCUUCGGCUGUACCGAACGCAUAUCCACCCGCCCUAUCGAUUGCCUGCAGGAGACUCAUCAUGCUAUGCUUAUCUUCCACCGCGAGUGUCUCAAAAGCAACGAGCCCGAAGUCCUGUACCACCUCGACGAUCGCUUUGUUCAAAGCAUCAAACUUGGAGCUGGCUAAAAACGGAGCUUCCUCUUUCAAAUGAGGAAUCAGAUAGGAAAGAUCUUGGACUUCGGUAUAGAAGUCUAGGUUAAACGGGAGAGGGGGGUAAUUCGAGAGGUUGUCGAUCUUGGUGAGGACGUUUAGAUGUGGCAGAUCCAUUUGCAGCAUUGCCCGAAGGCAUAGCAACAAUGCCGAAAUGUACAUUGAUGGGAGGGUUAGAUUAUACGAGUCGACGA